Molecule: messenger RNA, 1679 nt
Organism: Xyrauchen texanus (razorback sucker)
Lineage: Eukaryota; Metazoa; Chordata; Actinopteri; Cypriniformes; Catostomidae
Product: cAMP-dependent protein kinase type I-alpha regulatory subunit-like
Exons: 11
Coding region: 122-1258 (378 amino acids)
Biological process (GO): regulation of protein phosphorylation
Cellular component (GO): cAMP-dependent protein kinase complex
Molecular function (GO): cAMP-dependent protein kinase regulator activity
Source: RefSeq, a predicted model, not a curated record
GGCAGACGUCCAAGCCCUUGUGCAGAAUAAAGAGUCGCUCUGCCUGAAUCUUGAAUAACGGAGUAACACACACAUCGAGUCGCCUUAAAGGCUCGAUCAAAGGUCAGAUCUUGCGUUCACCAUGGCAUCAGGCAGUGCGAACAGUGAGGAGGAGAAGAGUCUUAGAGAAUGUGAGAUAUAUGUGCAGAAACACAACAUCCAGCAGUUGCUGAAGGACUGCAUUGUCCAGCUGUGCACCUCAAGGCCAGACAGACCCAUGGCCUUCCUCAGAGAAUUCUUUGAGAGGCUUGAAAAGGAGGAAGUCAAGCUCCUGAACCAGCAGAAAGGCAGCUCUCGCUCAGACUCUCGUGAAGAUGAGGUGUCCCCUCCAAUGAAUCCUGUGGUGAAAGGUCGCAGACGGAGAGGGGCCAUCAGUGCUGAGGUCUACACUGAGGAGGAUGCCACCUCCUAUGUCAGGAAGGUUAUCCCGAAAGACUAUAAAACCAUGGCUGCUCUUGCCAAAGCUAUUGAAAAAAAUGUGCUCUUCUCACAUUUGGAUGACAAUGAGAGAAGCGACAUAUUUGAUGCAAUGUUCCCAGUCACCUACAUUGCAGGAGAGAUUGUCAUCCAGCAAGGUGAUGAAGGGGAUAACUUCUAUGUCAUCGACCAGGGUGAAAUGGAUGUGUAUGUGAACAAUGAGUUGGUGACCAAUAUUGGUGAGGGGGGCAGCUUUGGAGAGCUGGCUCUAAUCUAUGGUACCCCCAGAGCCGCCACUGUCAGAGCCAAGACCAACGUUAAGCUCUGGGGCAUAGACAGGGACAGCUACAGAAGAAUACUAAUGGGAAGCACUUUAAGGAAAAGGAAGAUGUAUGAGGAGUUCCUGAGCAAAGUAUCCAUUCUAGAGUCUCUGGAUAAGUGGGAGCGUUUGACUGUGGCUGAUGCUCUGGAGCCAGUGCAAUUUGAGGACAGUCAGAAAAUCGUGGUGCAGGAAGAACCAGGGGAUGAGUUCUUCAUCAUCCUAGAGGGAUGUGCAGCUGUUCUGCAGCGUAGGUCAGAGAAUGAGGAGUUUGUAGAGGUCGGCCGUUUAGGACCAUCAGACUACUUUGGUGAAAUUGCUCUGCUGAUGAACCGACCCCGUGCAGCCACCGUGGUGGCCCGUGGCCCUCUGAAGUGUGUCAAGCUGGACAGGCCGCGUUUCGAGCGGGUGCUGGGGCCGUGCUCGGACAUCCUCAAACGCAACAUCCAGCAGUACAACAGCUUUGUCUCGCUCUCCGUCUGAAACUAUCCAUCCCCCAAAACCUCCACCGCAGGGUCCACCGACACCAUUUAGCUCUUCAUCUCCUUAUUGUUUUAAGUGUUUAAAGGCCCAUUACCUUCACAUGCUUCAUAAAUUGCUUCCCAUGUGACUGUGACAUCAGUCUAAAGCUUUAACAGCCUGUUUAGUCGGACAUUUAGAGCCAAAUGAAAGAACAGACAAUCCAAACAUAUGUUCCUCCAAUCAAAUCCCAGCCUUUACUCUACAAUGUUUUUAACUUUAACUCCAAGCAGUGAACAAAAACAAAAUAGACGAGUAAAAAAUAUAUAUAUUUAUAAUAAGUUAUUCUAAAACAAGAAACCUGUUUAAAAUUCCUUUACCCUCACAGUGCUGAAGUUAGUUUUUUAAAGACUAGUUUUAUAAAAAGAUGAACUGUCUACAUAUG